Syngnathus acus (greater pipefish) is the source of this 2227-nucleotide messenger RNA. RefSeq names its product synaptotagmin-5-like. Bases 57 to 1472 code for a protein of 471 amino acids. The transcript has 5 exons. Gene Ontology annotation, molecular function: phosphatidylserine binding; calcium ion binding; calcium-dependent phospholipid binding. NCBI's taxonomy places the organism in Eukaryota, Metazoa, Chordata, Actinopteri, Syngnathiformes, Syngnathidae. The record is from RefSeq and is a predicted model, not a curated record. Gene Ontology annotation, biological process: regulation of calcium ion-dependent exocytosis; calcium-ion regulated exocytosis; vesicle fusion. Gene Ontology annotation, cellular component: axon; synapse.
GCUGAUGCUGGUGGGCUCACACUGAUUCCACAUGUUGAAGAGUGUUGGACACAGUCAUGUCGCACUACAUUCUGCCAGUUCAUCUGCAGAUCCUGUUAGCCGUUCUCCUGGCCAUCUUGUGCUACUGCGUGGUCCUCGCCUUCAUCCUCUACUGCAGGCCAAAGAAGAACGUGCCCUCAGAUGAUGAUAAGGAGUCGGGCAUUUUGUGCUCUCACCCCAACGAGCGGGUGACCGUGACGUUGACGCCGGCGCUGAGCACGCGGCCCGUCCGGCAACAAUACGAAGAACUUGACGGCGACAAUCUGGACUACACGUCUUCUAAAAGCAGCUCAUCCCCAUCCGAGGACGACCUCAGCGAUCUCCCGUUGGAUUCCAGGUUCUUGUCACCGCUGCGUCGCCUCAGCUCCCCGCUCGAUCCUUUACCGUCCCGUCAAAAUUCGAGCCACAGUCGGGCCUCCUUGCCUUCGCUCACUAAACUGGUUCCCAAAUCUCGCUGGGUGAAAAGUCGACGCAGCACCGUGAGUGGGGAAAGUUUGAGCCACCAGGGUGCGCUGUCUCCAUUCCAAUCCGGCUCCACCACGACCCCAACCAAGCCAACUCCCUUGCUCCACUUCUCCCUGCUCUACUCCUCAAGUGGUACCCUGGUAGUCAACAUUCUGGGGGUGUCCGGUAGGAGGCGGAGUAACAGGGUUUUGGUGCGGGCUAGCCUACCUCCAGUGUGCCCAGUACCGUGCCAAGUGGCAUCCCGGCGCCGCAGUUUCAGCCCGGAGCUGCAAAGCCAGAACGUGGCUCUCCAAGCGGGCUCCUUGGAGAGGCUACGGGCAUGUACGCUGAAACUAGAGGUCUACAGCCGCGACUUCUCUGGCCUACGGGAGGUGGCGUUGGGCGUGGUGGAGCUGCCCUGCCAGCACCUGGACUGGGAGCCCGACACAACGGCGACUUGCACGAGGGAGCUCAGCCCUGCCAAAAGUAAACUCAAGAAGAGUAUGAGCUCACAGGAUUCGUGGUCACGCAGGAAGAGCUCGCUGUGUGCGCCGAGAUCAUUGGGUCAGAUCUUUGUGCUGCUCCAGUACCAGGUGCCGGCCCGGCGCAUCAAGGUGAUGGUGCGGAAAGCCGACCAGCUGGCCAAGCUCACGCGCAUCCCUGGCGCACCAGUCCACUACAUCAUCGUCAAGUUGCAUCACGACGGAAAAGUGAUCAGCACCAAGGAGACCAAAGCCGCCUGCGGUUCCAGUCCCGUUUGGAACGCCCCUUUCUUAUUCGACUUGCCGCCCGGCGACGUCGCUCAUCUGCCAUUGCUUUUUGAGUUCAUCAUCAUGCAGGGUCGUCUGUACACCAAGAGUAGCAUUUUGGGCCGCGUGCUGAUUGGUGGUCAUGUUUCGGAGGCCGGGAGAGGACACUGGACGGAAAUGUGCAACCGGGCCCCCGGGGAGACCGCUCGUUGGCAUGCCAUCCAAUCAGACGUGUACUAGAAGUGAUUGAUAGAGAAUUUGAUUUGUUGAUUUCAUUGUAACGUGUUGGAGACGAAUGUUUAUUCCCAAUCAUUGAAGCGCAAAAAGCAAUAGCCCUGCUCAAGCGGUACAACCUGAAGCUUGUUUGUUAGCUUAGCUCGCUAACGUGCUCUUGUUUUCUUUUGUACGCUUGUAACUAUUGUCUUAAAUUCUGUGUGACACCAUUAGUGACGUUUUAUUAUAGUUAGGGUUGUAUUUUCAAGAGCUAAUUAUGCUAAGACAUGCAUUCAGUUUUGCCUUAGUGAGUCAAAGUGACGCCUUAAAAUCUGUUAUUUUUGCGCUACACAAGCACAUUAGCCAACAAGCUACAAUUUUCAACAAAACUGAAAAUCAACACUUCUGUUAAAAUGAUCUUCUCUUUAUUAUUUGUGUGAUGUUGGCAAUUCACAUUGUUGACUUUGUUUAAAAAUAGAGCGCAAACUAUGACGUAAUCUCCAUCCUGGGGCAGUGUGAUGUCAUAACACAUGAGCCAGCAUGUGACAUGGUGACAUUUACACAGUGUGUAAUAUGCCGUGUUAUUUAAAUCGAGCGUAAUGUGAAACACUUCAUUAGUUGGGACAUUCAAGUCAGCCCUGCUGUCACUGUAUUGAUAGACUUUAAGUUAAAAUGGGGAACAUGUGUGUGUUUUAUUUUUGGUGUGAGGAAAUUCUGCAGAAUUGUGAUAUGAUCAUUCAAAUGAUCAGAAAAAUAAAUAAAUAAAAGAGACUAUUAAUUUG